Messenger RNA from Plectropomus leopardus (leopard coralgrouper), 1880 nucleotides. RefSeq names its product secernin 2 (gene scrn2). Gene Ontology annotation, molecular function: dipeptidase activity; cysteine-type exopeptidase activity. Gene Ontology annotation, biological process: proteolysis. The record is from RefSeq and is a predicted model, not a curated record. NCBI's taxonomy places the organism in Eukaryota, Metazoa, Chordata, Actinopteri, Perciformes, Serranidae.
GACGAACAGGCUGAGGUGAGGCAGACUCCUGAUGAAGAUCAUCAUGUUUCCACAGGUGUGGACUGGACUCCCGGGUGAGACGGUGAGCUGUGCUUGUGGCCAGACGAGACGAGACCUUUAAGUACAUACCUUUUGGAUUUCUCGGUCACGUGACUCGCUAUCUCCAACCUGCCUUCUCGCAGCCGGCCGCGAGCUCUCACCAUUGAAAAAAAGAGGAUGGCAGAGGCUCCCAUGUCAUGUGAUUGUUUUGUUUCCUUGCCCCCUGGAUCUCGCGAUGACCAUGUGAUUUUUGGGAAGAACUCAGACCGACCCCGGGAUGAGGUGCAGGAGGUGGCCCACUACCUUGCAGCAUCCCAUCCUCCGGGCUCCAUACUGGAGUGCACAUACAUCCAGAUCCCUCAGGUGGAGCAGACCCACGCUGUCGUCCUCAGUAAACCUGCUUGGAUGUGGGGCGCUGAAAUGGGAGCCAAUGACCAGGGAGUCUGUAUCGGGAAUGAGGCUGUCUGGACCCGAGAGCCCGUCACCCCCGGAGAGGCUCUGCUGGGCAUGGACCUCGUCAGACUUGGGUUGGAGCGCGGUGACAGCGCCUGGGCGGCUCUGACGGUGAUCACAGGCCUCCUGGAGGAGCACGGCCAGGGGGGGCAGUGCAGGGAGGACCCCGAGCCCUUCAGCUACCACAACACCUUCCUCCUGGUGGACCGCACCGAGGCCUGGGUCCUGGAAACUGCUGGACGGCUGUGGGUGGCGCAGAAGGUCACAGAGGGUGUAAAGAACAUCUCCAACCAGCUGACCAUCGGUGCCGAGGUCUCCGCCGAGCACCCGGAGCUGCGGAGCGUGGCUCAGGCUCAGGGCUGGUGGGACGGCGAGGGAGAGUUCAACUUCUCUCAGGUGUUUAGUCCGGAGGAUCCGCCUGCCAGGAUGGAGCUGGCCAAACAGCGCUACAAGGGAGGGACAGAGCUACUCCAGCAACAUGAUGGCUCAGUGACGGCAGAGGUGAUGAUGUCCAUUCUGAGGGACAAGCCCAGCGGCAUCUGCAUGGAUUCAGGAGGUUUCUGUACCACGGGCAGCAUGGUGUCUGUCCUGCCCAGAGACCCCAGCCUGCCCUGCAUCCACUUCUUCACUGCCACCCCUGACCCCUCCAGGUCUAUAUUCAAGCCUUUUGUCUUCUCGGACUUUUACACUCCAGUGCCGAGGGUGGUCUCCCCACAGUUCGGCCCAGACGACCCUGUCAGGAAGCAGCCGCGCUUUCAGAGCCAGGUGGACCGCAGACAUGACCUGUACAAGGCCCACCAGGUGGCGCUCAACACCAUGGAGACCAACCCGGACGAGGGUUUAGCUGCCUACGAGAUCCUGAGGGAACUGGAGUCGCAGUGUGUCAGUGAGAUUUCAGCCAUGCUGAGUGGAGAGAUCCCAGAGGAGGAACUGGGGGACUUGUUUUUUGACUGCGUGGACACAGAGAUUAAGUUCUACCAAUGAGGAGCGCCCUCAGGUGGACAUCCCUAACGCUCGCAGAGUUGCAGGAGAGCGCCCUGGGACUGUUGUGUGUGUUCCUGUCUGACUGGCCUCUCCCUCACUCUCACAACACUCGUCCCUGACACCAUUCCAUCUUUAACACGGACUAAAUGUCUAAACUGCACUUGUGAUUGGAGCAAAUUCAUCAUCUGUAUCACCCAGGGAGCCAUGAGUGCACCUCGUUAGUGAGUAGGCCUUUAAUGAUGUAGACUACACAAGCGCUUGUAUGUAGAGCGAGCUGUGUGAAGUUGCACAAAUACUGUGAGAGUGGCGUUUGUUUAACUUUUUUGUUUGUUGUUGCAAAUGAGUGGGUUGUCAUUUGAUGGCUGCCUGUAGGGAAAGAUUUAAUAAAGAAUGUGCUUAGUCUG